AUGGACCAUCCAGCUCUGAUCACUUUGUAUACCAUCAUUGGAAUCCUGGCAGUCGUGGGCACAUAUUCAGGGAUCAAAUACUGGAGGGAGAGCAAAGCCUGGCGUAAGCAACGAAAUGAAGAAAUCGAUAAUCGGUACUCCAACUCAGUCGCUCAGGGAUUGCCGUCGCCUGGCGUGGGAAGUUGUCAUGACCGGUCACCGCCGGGGGUAUGGAACGGUGUGUUUGGCGCCAGGAGACGGUCGACUGUUACUCCCAGUGCGGCCGAGAGUGGUCUCGGAAAGCAUAGCAUGCCGCAAAUUACUCCUCGAAAGUCAUCUAUUCGAACUGGCAUCGUGAACUCUGGUCACACCAUGUCGAUGCACCCUGGUACUUUGGUCUUCACAGAUUCAGGGCGGCCUCCACCUCUUCCUAGAGCAGUCGUAGGACGACACGGUAUCCUCGAGGACUCAGCUGAAGAAAAUACUUCCACCACAACCAAAACCAACGCCACAGAAUCAACAACAAAUGUAUUCGGCGGGGCAACCUCUUUAGAGAGUGCAUCUCAGCUUCCAAAUGUGGCCCUACAGAGUUCAAAGCAAGACCUGGUCCAGGAUUUGAGCUGCUACAGCCUCGAGGCAUCUGUGGGAGAAGUAAUGACGGCUCGGUUGGUCGACAUCAAGCAUGCAUCAAGUUUGUCCGUCCAAGGCUGCAAGAGUUCAUCCUCUGUUCCACAAUAA
Exophiala mesophila is the source of this 717-nucleotide messenger RNA. RefSeq lists its product as uncharacterized. The record is from RefSeq and is a predicted model, not a curated record. The transcript has a single exon. Lineage: Eukaryota; Fungi; Ascomycota; Eurotiomycetes; Chaetothyriales; Herpotrichiellaceae. Bases 1 to 717 code for a protein of 238 amino acids.